Corticium candelabrum is the source of this 846-nucleotide messenger RNA. Its product is annotated as mesenchyme-specific cell surface glycoprotein-like. NCBI's taxonomy places the organism in Eukaryota, Metazoa, Porifera, Homoscleromorpha, Homosclerophorida, Plakinidae. The transcript has a single exon. Bases 1 to 846 code for a protein of 281 amino acids. The record is from RefSeq and is a predicted model, not a curated record. Gene Ontology annotation, molecular function: protein binding.
AUGGACUACUACGUCGUCGGUGCCACUGGAUACCUCUACGGCAUCACCUUCAACGCAUUAACCGGAGAAGGAUCCGUAGCCUUAGCCAAACUAGUCACUGAUCGAGAGAAGGUUACAGAUGUCGCAGUCUGCAACAACUUGGUCGCCGUGUCCUACCACGGACGAACCGUCCGCCUAAACGGAUUUGUCGAAUUCUACAGCAACUUUGAUCUCAAGACUAAAAUUCUUGCGUUUCUUCACAGAGAGAGAUUCGGUGUCGGUCCCGAAUCGAUAGUGUUUUCUUCCGGAUGCGAGACGUUGGUGGUCGCCAACGAGGGAUGUGCGGGCUGGUUGGAUUCUACGAACUUUACAUCGUUUUAUAAUCCGGAGGGUUCGGUCUCCGUCAUAAAAAACAUUAAGAGAGAAAGCGAGACGGUCAGAUGUGACGUCGUCACUGCCGGGUUUACAAAAUUCAACAACCGAGCGUCUUCCCUGGAACAGCAGCGAUUACACUUUGUGAUGGAGAGAGACGCGUUUGGACACACCUAUACUCUUUCGGAGGACUUGGAACCGGCAUAUGUCGUUCUAUCUCCGGACGAUCGGACGGCCUAUGUAGCGCUCCAAGAAAACAACGCCAUCGCUUUCGUCGACGUCGAGUCCGCCACAGUGACGGAAAUCUACGGUUUGGGACGUAAAGAUCACUCUUUGUCGAACAACGGUUUUGAUACCCUUAAUGACAAGAUGGUCAGGAUUAUGGCUAAACCAACAGGAGUCUACGGUCUUUACCAACCACAGGGCAUGGCCGCUUUCCUUUUUGAGGGUCAAACAUACAUUGUGACCGCAAAUGAAGGCCAAUCUAAAACCUAA